CUCACGUAUUAAGGAACAGGAAAACGGUCAUUGAACGUGGGUCGUGCGAACGAAUGACAGAUCGUUCGCGUGAUCAGCUGGGUACAUGCCCCAGGCCCCCAGGAUCCUCCCGAGUUUGUUUAUCUGUAUCAAGGCUCGGACCGAUAGCAUUCCUGCACUCCAUUCAAGGUCCUGCCAAGUUCUGAGCCUACCGCGACUCGUGAAGUUGCAGCCGAACAUCCUGAACAGGUACGGAGCGAAUGUCCAUCACGAAGAACAGUUUUGCAUAAGUACAGCAGCUCAUCCGGUGUAUACAACGCUCCAGCACCAGACUCAGUACAUCAUUCACCCUCACAUCCAAUCUUUGAGACUUAGUUCCUCUUUCAAACAAAAUGCAUUUCUCCCAAAUACUUGCUCUCGCCUCCAGCGCUGCUCUGGUCGCUGCAGCCCCAGCGCCGGUUAUCCUUGGUGUCGACGACAUCGUCCUUUACGGGAAGGGUGGCCGAUUCACAAAGAUGAAGCGCGAUGAUUUUGAGGAAAUCAGGAAGCUUCGCGAGAGUGGCAUUGCGCCUCCCAAGCCCAGCCACCUCGACGAUUCUCUUAUCACUUUCUCUGGCAACGAGACCGUACACGCCAGACCGGAGGACAGCCUGAAGAAGCGCGACGAUAUCAGCCUUAUUGUUCCCUACCCUAACUCUCGCUUCUUGGGUUGGGAUGUUCCGAUGAGCCAGGUCGCUAAGGGUCCCGCAACAGUCACCAUCGCCACCGGCUACUCCAUGACAAACUCCAUCGCCGUCGCCGAGGCUGUCAAAAUUACUCUGGUCGAGGACUUCCUCGAUUCCACUACGACAGUUACGUACACUGCUUCAUGGAUGACCACACAGACACAACAGUUCGCCGGCACUGUGCCGGACGGCAAGAUCGGCGCUAUCGUCAUCAACGCCUGGACGAACCGCGUGAGUGGACAAGUCUGGACGGGCCAGGUCGGUUAUGAUGGUAGUUUGUCAUACUACCAGGCUGACUCGUUCGAUAAAAAGAGCUAUGGAGAUCUGUCAUGGGUUGAUGGUAUUAUCGGGGUCUGCCUCGGCGAUACCUUUCCUCUCCACAGGUGCAUUGGUGAUGGUACCUUGUAAGGCCUGGGAUGUGUGAGGAAAUAUACGAGAAUACCUGAUGUCUGGGGCUGGCAGCGAAGAGUUUUCGCCAUGCAACCACAUAGACUAUUGCUACGGGGCGCUCGAGUCCUUUUGAUCGACUUUAUGAACAAUUACUACUUUUCCCCAAAGUCAAUUACAUGUUUAAGCCAA
Didymella exigua CBS 183.55 is the source of this 1283-nucleotide messenger RNA. RefSeq lists its product as uncharacterized. NCBI's taxonomy places the organism in Eukaryota, Fungi, Ascomycota, Dothideomycetes, Pleosporales, Didymellaceae. The record is from RefSeq and is a predicted model, not a curated record. The transcript is spliced from 2 exons. Bases 372 to 1112 code for a protein of 246 amino acids.